Phaeodactylum tricornutum CCAP 1055/1 is the source of this 1146-nucleotide messenger RNA. RefSeq lists its product with no specific name. Bases 1 to 1146 code for a protein of 381 amino acids. Lineage: Eukaryota; Bacillariophyta; Bacillariophyceae; Surirellales; Neidiaceae. The transcript has a single exon. The record is from RefSeq and is a predicted model, not a curated record.
AUGCAACGCAGCUCCUCGCUUGUCCUGACGACUGAAUCGCGCCUCCGUGCCGCCCUGUGGGGAUAUUUCGCCGGUGACGCCUUGGCAUCCCCAUCCCACUGGUACUACGGGGGUUUUCCUCAAAUAAAACGCGACUAUGGAAAGAUCGAAGAUUAUACUCAACCAGUAUACGAACUGACCGGCAGUAUCCUCAACAAAUCCAAUCUCAAUGGCGGUGGACGUCGCAAGGCAACCUCGAAAGACCAGCCCCAGUCGAUCAUUGGAUACGUCAUCAACCACGGGAAACAGGACUUGUGGAGUCCUUCGAAGAGUAUUCACUACCACGCGACUCUACAAAAAGGUGAAAACACUCUUGAAGUGCAGCUCGCUCGUGUCCUGAUGAAGAGCAUAGUCGCCAGCCAAGGUGUUUUCAAUCCAGAUCAUUUCCGAGAGGCCUACAUCAACUUUAUGAUGACUGCUGGCUCCCACAACGACACCUACGCCAGUACUUGUCACCGCAUGUUUUUUGCCAACUUAGUAUACGGCAAGCUACCACCGAAGGAUUGUCCCGAUGAUGAUGGUCACAAUGUCGAAACGAUAGAUGGUCUCGUACUACCAACUAUAGUUGCCUUGGCUGUUGGCGCUCGAUCGAAUGGUACUCUAGCGCAAGCCGCGGACAUGGCAUCAGCCUGUGCCGACGUCACGCGAAAAAGCAACGUGCUUCAUCAAGCGGCCGGGGCGUGGGGCAAGCUCGUGUUUCAAAGCGUACAGCCAUCAACACUCGAUAUGAAGUCUACGUUGCAGGAAACAGCGGCGUCUCUGGGCUUUCGUAAACCAAAUGGUAAUGGUCGGGAUGAGUUGACGGCUUGUUAUUUGGGGUCGGCUAUGCCAGCGUUGUUGGAUAGUUUGGCCAAGUACAAUCCGAAUCCGGAUAGUAAAAGUUCGACUUGGCAUGCCCUUUUGGCCAACGCCAAUACUGGCGGUGAAAACGUACACCGUGGAUCAUGCCUAGGCGCGGUUUUAGGAUCGCAAGAAGGCUUGGAACGGAUGGAAACAGUGUCACCGCAGUUGAUGACAGGACUGCACGAUUUUGAAUCCUUGCGAGUAGAAAUUGACGAUUUUGUUGCUGCCGUCACGACGUCGGCAAAGGCAACUUCGUUGAAAUAG